AUGCAUGUUCUGGCAGAAGAGCUGCAGGGGGAGGAAAAUGAAGCACUCGGUGGAAGAGAAAGUUGUGAGGGAUAUGCUAGGGGCUCCCAGGGAAUGUGGCAGAAAGAGGACAGAACAGACAACAUGCCUGAUGAUGCUGUCACUGAGCACCAGCCACCCUGUGCUGGGAACAUGCAGAAAGAUGGGACAAACCAGGAGGCCAAGACAGAGCUGCCCUCUGUCCGGAUCAACAGCACAGAAUGCACCACUGCCUAUGGCUCCCACUGCUACUGCUUUAAUGAAGACCGUAAGGCCUGGGUCGAUGCAGGUCUCUUCUGCCAGAACAUGCAUUUGGGCUACCUGGUGUCAGUGCUCACCCAGGGAGGCAACUUUGUGGCCUCCCUGAUUAAGGAGAAUGGCACUAGGGACUUCAAUGUCUGGAUUGGCCUCCAUGACCCCCACUGGAGCAGUAGGUCCCUAGUCUCCUACAGAUCUUGGGCCAUUGGAUCCCCAAGCAGUGUCAACCCUGCCUACUGUGUGAGCCUGACUUCAAACUCAGGAUACAAGAAAUGGAAGGAUGAGGCUUGUGAGGCAAUGUUUUCCUUUGUCUACAAGUUCAAAAACUAG
This is a messenger RNA of Cynocephalus volans (Philippine flying lemur), 606 nucleotides long. Its product is annotated as lithostathine-1-alpha-like. Lineage: Eukaryota; Metazoa; Chordata; Mammalia; Dermoptera; Cynocephalidae. The record is from RefSeq and is a predicted model, not a curated record. Gene Ontology annotation, biological process: response to peptide hormone; antimicrobial humoral immune response mediated by antimicrobial peptide; venom-mediated disruption of cell wall in another organism. Gene Ontology annotation, molecular function: peptidoglycan binding; signaling receptor activity; oligosaccharide binding.